CUUGGGCAGUUGCACAUGGUCUGUCUCUCUCAAGUCACCUGCAUAUCAGUGCUAAUUCAUCACGAAAUAACCACGCAUCUUCAAUUGUCUUUUUGAAUAAUUACACCAUUCAAUCAGACUUACAUAUAUAAGUUCCACAACCGAAUGGACGACUGGAGAAGAAAUUACAGGCUGUCAUGGAAGAACCAAAAUUUCUUUAUCCUAUCAGUAUUUCGGGUAAUACCGUAACACUCUCAAGAACUCGGCUCUUAAUCCUGCUACUCGCCUCCAGUUUUGUCAUCCUCUGCCAUGGAGUUGAACUUGAAGCUGCUGAUGGCUACAAGCGUAUAAACAUUGGUGCAAUCAUUGAUAAUGGUAAUUCCCGAAUAGGGAAAGAACAAAGAGUGGCAAUGCAGAUAGCAGUUCGAAAUUUUAACAGUGUCCUGAAAAAUUACAAGCUAGCUCUUUACUUCCGCCACCCUGAUAGAGAUCUCUUAAAUGUUUCUAUUGCAGCUGAAUCGCUGUUAAAAGAACAUGAAGUCAAGGUGAUUAUCGGCUUGGAGUCGUGGGGAGAAGCAGCUUUACUUGCUAAUAUCGUACGCCGAGCCCAAGUUCCUGUCCUAUCGUUUGCAGAACCUCCCAUUUCAACACCGCUAACGGUGAAUCGCUGGCCUUUAUUGGUAACAAUGACUAACAAUAAAGCUGAACAGAUUAGAUGCGCUGCAGCUCUUGUUGGUUCCUAUAAUUGGAGAAAAGUUAUUGUCAUUUAUGAAGAUGAUGCGAUUGGUGCAGACACUAGGGACUUGGUAAAUUAUCUGUCAGGAGCUCUUCGAAAUGUUAAUUCGGAGAUUGAGCAGCAAUUGGUUCUUCCGCCAUUUUCUUAUUUGACUAAUCCAAAAGAAUAUGUACAAGAAGAGCUGGAGAAACUACUACAAAAGCAAUCUCGGGUUUUUAUUGUUCUUCAGUUAUCAUCAUCUACGACGAUUCAUCUUUUUAGAGAGGCAAGGAAGAUGGGAUUUAUGGGGGCAGACUCAGUUUGGAUAACCACAGAAACCAUCGCUAGUUUGCUUGACUCGCAUAACACUUCUGUUAUCUCUUCUAUGGAAGGUGUUCUCGGAAUCAAGUCAUACUUCUCUGAAGAUACUACUUCUUACCAGCACUUUAAAGCUCAAUUCAAAACCAAAUUUCGAUCCGAGAAUCUCGAGGAAGAUAAUUCUGACCCUGGAGUUUAUGCCUUAAAGGCUCACGAUAGCAUUAAAACAGUUGCAUUGAGCCUGGAGAAAAUGACAAGUGACGAUAGUUUUUCUUCUGCAGUCUUGUUGGAAAAAAUAUUAUCAAGCAACUUCACAGGCUUAAGCGGCGAAAUAAGUUUCGAAGAAGCCAGGCUGCGGCAUACUACCGCAUUAAGGCUUAUAAAAGUGGUUGGAAAGAAGUACAAAGAGCUAGAAUUUUGGUUACCUGAGUUUGGAUUCUCAAAGACCCUGGAAAUUGAAAAUGGAAGCAAGGAGAACAAUAGCAGCAGCAAAGUUGGUUAUGGUGCUGUGACUUGGCCUGGUGACUUAAAGCCAGAUAUUCCUAAAGGCUGGGCAAUGCCUACUGAGGCAAAGCCUCUCAUAAUUGGAGUUCCAGGCAGAGCCUCAUUCGACAAGUUUGUGAAGGUUUCCCUGGACAGCAAUCAUUAUGAGGGUUUUUGCAUUGAUCUUUUUCGCGAGGUGUUAAAAGUUUUGGAGUAUGCUCUACCAUACAAAUUCGUUUCAUAUAAUGGCUCCUAUGAUGAUCUUGUUGAGUAUGUCCAUAACAAGAGCUUUGAUGCAGUUGUGGGCGACAUAACCAUACUACAUGAAAGAGCCAAAAAUAUGGAAUUUACAGUACCAUAUGCGGAGUCAGGACUGUCUAUGAUCGUUCAACUUCAGACUGAAGAAUCAGUUUGGAUGUUCAUGAAACCUUUCACCAAGGAAAUGUGGGCGGUGACUGGUGGCAUCUUGAUCUACACAAUGUGCAUAGUUUGGAUCUUAGAGCACCCAUAUAAUCCUGAAUUUCGUGGGCCGUGGAGAAAUCAGAUUGCCACUGCUCUUUGGUUUACUUCCUCUUCUCUUUUCUUUGCUCACAGGGAGAGAGUUCACAGCAAUCUCACUCGGCUGGUGGUUGUUGUGUGGCUUUUCGUGGUGUUGAUAUUAAACUCAAGCUACACAGCCAGUCUAUCUUCAAUGCUCACCGUCCGACGAAUGAAACCAGAUCUAACGGACAUUGAGUGGCUUAAGAGAGCCAAUUUGAAAGUUGGUUGCGACGGUGAUUCAUUUGUGAGGAAGUACCUACAAAAUGUGAUAGGGUUCAAAUCAGAAAACAUCUUGAAUGUCUCCUAUGAAUACGAUUAUCCAAAGUUUUUUCAGAACAACUCAAUAGCCGCUGCCAUUCUUGAACUCCCAUACGAGAAAGUUUUCAUGGGACAGUUCUGCAAGAAUUACACUGCCACCACACCCACCACCAGAUUUGGAGGAUUAGCCUUUGCAUUCCAAAAGGGAUCCCCCAUAGCAGCUGACUUUUCUGAAGCUAUUCUCAAGCUGUCAGAGAAUGGAGUCUUAAAGAAACUGGAAGAAAGUUGGUUUGCUUCUUCACGGGAGUGCUCAACCAACUUAUCUAACGAUGAAACUGAAAGCUUGGAACUCAGCAGCUUCUGGGGUCUCUACCUGAUAUCUGGUGCCACUUCUACCCUUUGUGCUCUACCAUUUCUGGUUAAAUUGCUUAAGAAAUAUAGACAAAAUCAAGCGGCAAGUCAAGGCAAUGUAACUUUGAGUGAAUUAAGCUUUUGGAGCAAGGUGGUUAGGUUUGCAAAAUACAGUCCUAAUAAUAGCAGUGGAACAAAUGAGCCGGGGACUGCAACCGGGAUUUCAGCUUUAGCGUUGGCUCAAACACCAGAUGUAUAUGAAUCGAGGUCUGGAAGAUGGGAAUAUCAAAGUUCUUCUGGCACUCCAUCCAACCUUCAGACAACUUCACAAGUUGAUUUUGAAAUGGAGGAUAUCCCGCUUGGUGGCUGAGGUCGAAUUGAUCUGUGUAUAUUGUACUGUCAUAUUAUAUAUAUAUAUAUACACAGACACAGUUAAUACUCGUAUAAGAAUCUUAAUUUUCAUACUUUAUCAUUUUAUAUACAUACAUGUGUUAUCAUGUGAUUGACUA
This is a messenger RNA of Mangifera indica (mango), 3153 nucleotides long. Its product is annotated as glutamate receptor 2.7-like. The transcript has 6 exons. The record is from RefSeq and is a predicted model, not a curated record. Bases 177 to 3014 code for a protein of 945 amino acids. NCBI's taxonomy places the organism in Eukaryota, Viridiplantae, Streptophyta, Magnoliopsida, Sapindales, Anacardiaceae. Gene Ontology annotation, molecular function: signaling receptor activity; ligand-gated monoatomic ion channel activity. Gene Ontology annotation, cellular component: plasma membrane.